GCCCCACGACACACACACCCGGCUCUGAGUGUGUUAUUGUCAGACACCCCUGUGGUGGUGGGGUCUGUGUGCCCUGGGUGUUGGGGGCUGCCCAGGGCCCUGGUCUGAUUUCCCUGUAGGGUUCAGAUCUCAGCCACACCAGAGUCAGACCGGAGUCACUGCUGGCUCAGGCAGGGGGGUGCGCGGAUGGGCCAAUGGGAUCAGCCUCUUCCUGCCUGUCCCUGGGGGCUGCCGGGGGAGUCCAGGGCAGCUCAAUCUUCAGGUGAUGCCACCAGAGGGCUCCAGGUAUUGCUAAGGGAGAGGGGUUUACACUGCAAUGGGUGGAAAUCUCCCAAAGUGGCCCUUUUGAUUCUUCCCUUCUUUUAGCAUUUGGCUCAGAGAUGCUGUUACUGGGAGGGUCUGAAGAGUCUGGGGGGAAUCGGGGUGUGACAGGACAGAAGCCCCUUCUGUAACCUCCCUCUCGCCCCGACAGGCUGAGGAAUCAGGUCCACGUUUCACUAAAGAUCAGCCAGUCUUCCAGGGGACAGAGAAGGGAAAUGGCUGUGUUGGAACCAGCUCAGAUGCCGGUGACCUUCGAGGAGGUGGCUGUUUAUUUCACCCAGGAGCAGGGGGCUCUGCUGGACCCCGCUCAGAGAGCCCUCUACAGGGAUGUCAUGCAGGAGAACUACGAGACGGUGACCUCGCUGGGAUUUCCCGUUCCCAAACCUGAGCUUAUCGCCCGGCUGGAACGAGGGGAAGAGCUGUGGGUGUCCGAUCUCCAGGAUUUGAAGGACAGAAGGCUUGUGAGAUGCACCAGCACAGGUGCUGAGCGAGGGAGUGAGAACAAGGAGGGGAAUCAUCACGAGGCAGUUCCUGAGGAAGUGGAACCACAGGGGACCUUUUUGGGAAGAGCUGAAGGGAAUUUUUCCCAUUGCUGGAAUCAGGGAGAAGCCUGGGGAAAUUGGCACAGGUCAGAGAGGCUUCUGAUAAACCAGCCCAGGAAGAAAGUGGAUGAAUCUAUUAAUGGUGGGGGAGGAGACGAGAAUCCCAGAGAGCAGCAGACAAAUCCCAAGGAAGAGACACCCUGGCACUGCCUUGAGUGUGGGAAAGGAUUCAUUGUGAGAUCACAACUUGUUACACAUCAGACAGUUCAUACGGGAGAGAAACCAUUUCAGUGUUUGGACAGUGGGGAAAGCUUCAGUAAGCACACAGAUCUUAAUAACCAUGGGAGAAGGCACACUGUAGACAAGCCCAUUCAAUGCGUUGAAUGCGGGAAAUGUUUCAGUUCAAAGUCAGCACUAAAUUCACAUGAGAAAAGCCACACAGGAGAGAGACCCCACAAGUGCUUGGACUGUGGGAAAAGUUUCACAUGGAGGAGGGCGCUUGUUAGACAUCAGAAAAUCCACACAGGAAAGAGACCCCACAAGUGCUUGGACUGUGGGAAAAGUUUCACAUGGAGGUCGGCGCUUGUUAAACAUCAGGUAAUCCACACAGGAGAGAGACCCCACAAGUGCUUGGACUGUGGGAAAAGUUUCACAUGGAGGACGGCGCUUGUUAGACAUCAGAAAAUCCAUACAGGAGAGAGACCCCACAAGUGCUUGGACUGUGGGAAAAGUUUCAUAUGCAAGGCAGAUCUUGCUCAUCAUCAGGCAAUCCACACAGGAGAGAGACCCCACAAGUGCUUGGACUGUGGGAAAAGAUUCAUACAAAGGUCACGCCUCGUUCUACAUCAGGCAAUCCACACAGGAGAGAGACCCCACAAAUGCUUAGAUUGUGGGAAAAGUUUCAAAAGAAAGUCAUACCUUGUUCAUCAUCAGGCAGUCCACACAGGAGAGAGACCCCACAAGUGCUUGGAUUGUGGGAAAAGUUUCAUAAGAAAGCCAAACCUUAUUCAACAUCAGGCAAUCCACACAGGAGAGAGAGCCCACAAGUGCUUUGACUGUGGGAAAAGUUUCAUGCAGAGGUCACACCUUGUUCAACAUCAGGCAAUCCACAAAGGAGAGAGACCCCACAAGUGCUUGGACUGUGGGAAAAGUUUCAAGCAUAGGUCAUACCUUGUUAAUCAUCAGGCAAUCCACAAAGGAGAGAGACCCCACAAGUGCUUGGACUGUGGGAAAAGUUUCAUGCUGAGGUCACACCUUGUUCAUCAUCAGGCAAUCCACAAAGGAGAGAGACCCCACAAGUGCUUGGAUUGUGGGAAAAGUUUCAUAAGAAAGUCACACCUUGUUCAACAUCAGGCAGUCCACACAGGAGAGAGACCCCACAAGUGCUUGGACUGUGGGAAAAGUUUCACAUGGAGACCGGCGCUGGUGAAGCAUCAGAGAAUCCACACAGGAGAGUGACUCUAUAAGUGCUUGGACUGUGGGAAAAGUUUCACAUGGAGAUCAGAUCUCGUUCAACAUGGAAGAAUCUACACAAGAGAGAGACCCCCACAAGAGCUUAGACUGUGGGAAAAGUUUCAGACACAGAUCAUACCUCAUUAAAAAUGGGAGAAUCCACACAGGAUGGACGUGGUCCACUCCCAAUGACUGAUGAGGAGGGGUCAAUACCAACAAAGGGAAAAUUGCUUUUGUAGUGAGCCAGCCACUCCCAGUCCCUAUUCAGGCCCAAAUUGAUGGUGUUAAGUGUGCAAAUGAAUUGUAGCUCUGGAGUUUCUCUCUGAAGUCAGUUUUUGAAGUUUUUUGGUUGAAGGAUGGCUACCUUUAAAUCUGUUAUUGAAUGUCCAAGGAGAUUGAAAUAUUCUGCUACUGGCUUUUGUAUGUUACCAUUCCUGAUGUCAUAUUUGUGUCCAUUUAUUCUUUGACAUAGAGACUGUCCGGUUUGGCCAAUGUACGUGGCAGAGGGGCAUUGCUGGCCCAUGAUGGCUGUUACGAAUUACACCUGGUAGGACACGCACACAUGUGCUACGAAUUACACCUGAUAGGACACGCACACAAGUGCUACGAAUUACACCUGGUAGGACACGCACACAAGUGCUACGAAUUACACCCUGUAGGACACGCACACAAGUGCUACGAAUUACACCUUGUAGGACACGCACACAAGUGCUGCGAAUUAUACCUGAUAGGACACGCACAGUUCGAAUCUAGGCUGAGGCACAGAAAUAAAGUCCACAACUGCAGAGUUCCCAAAAGACACUAAGUUUAUUACGCUCGAGCGUGGUGCCCCCCUGCUAGCCAGGAGGGGACCCUGAAUACAGAUUAUACAAAGGUUAUAUACUUUUUAGCAAAGCAUGUUGCCCUCGUGCAUCGGAAACCUUAGCCAAUAAACAAACCCUUGUCUUAUCUACCACCUAUCCCUGCUUGGUGCAUUCCUCGUGCUAUACCAGUAUGUUAAUUACACAGCAUGGUCCUAAAGCCAUGCAUCAGUAACUUUUAUUAUCAGGAUGGGAGGCCUCACAUCAAGGCCAAGAGACAGGGAGUUAGAGACUGACAAAAACCAGAUACUGCAAAUCAAGGCAGGCUGGAGACAAGGAGGAGGAUUUUCACACGGAUUCGGUAUCUAAGGAUUACUCCUCCUGGUGUAUGAUGUGCUGGCAUUUAGACAAUGGUGGGCCCCAAACCAAAAUGGAGUCACAUGUGCUAACUUUUCCUUAACAUGGCAUACAUCACAUUGGUAGAUGUGCACGUGAAUGUGCCCCUGAUGGCGUGGCUGAUAUGGUUAGGUCCUAUGAUGGUGUCGCUAGAGUAGAUAUGGGGAUAGAUUUGGCAAUGGGAUUUGUUGCAGGGAUUGGUUCCUGGGGUAGUGUUUCUGUGGUGUGGUGCUGGUGAGUAUUUGCUUCAGAUUGGGAGCUGUCUUUAAGCGAGGACUGUCCUGCCUCCCAUGGUCUGUGAGAACGAGGAAUUGUUUUCCAGGAUAGGUUGUAGAUCGUUGAUGAUGUGCUGGAGAGGUUUUAGCUGGGGACUGUACAUGAUGGCCAGUGGUGUUCUGUUAUUUCCCUUGUUGGGCCUGUCCUGUAGAAGGUGACUUCUGGGUCUCCAUCUUGCUUUGUCAGUCUGUUUCCUCACUUCCCCAGGUGAAUACUGUAGUUUUAAGAAUGCUUGAUAAAGAUCUUGUAGAUGUUUGUCUCUGCCUGAGGGAUUGGAGCAAAUGCGCUUGUAUCUUGGGGCAUGGCUGUAGACAAUGGAUCGUCUGAUGUGUCCCGGAUGGAAGCUGGAGGCAUGUAGGUAAGUAUAGAGGUCAGUAGGUUUCCAGUAUAGGGUGGUAUUUAUGUGACCAUCACGAAUUUGUACUAUAGUGUCCAGGAUCUCUUGUGUGGACUGGUGCAGGCUGAGGUCGAUGCUGGGGGGGAAAUUGUUGAAAUCCUGGCAGAAUUCUUCAAGGGCCUCCUUCCCAUGGGUCCAUAUGAUGAAGAUGUCAUCAAUGUAGCGCAAAUAGAGGAGGGGGCGCUAGGGGACGAGAGCUGAGGAAGCGUUGUUCUAAGUCAGCCAUAAAGAUGUUGGCAUGCUGUGGGGCCAUGCGGGUACCCAUAGCAGUCCUGCUGACUUGAAAGUAUAAAUUGUCCCCAGAUCUGAAAUGGUUGUGGGUGAGGACAAAGUCAGAAAGCUCAGCCAUCAGGUGUGCCGUGGCCUCAUCAGGGAUAAUGUUCCUGACAGCUUGUAGCCCAUCAUUGUGUGGAAUAUUGGUGUAAGAUCACCAAUAGGUUGUUGUUGUCUCAGGAAGUCGGUGGUGUCUCGAAGAUAGCUGGGAGUGCUGUUAGCAUAGGGUCUGAGGAGAGAGUCCACAUCGCCAGAUAAUCCUGCUGUAAGAAUGCCGAUGCCUGAGAUGAUGGGGCAUCCAGGAUUUCCAGGUUUAUGGAUCUUGGGUAGCAGAUAGAAUACCCCUGGUCGGGACUCUAGGGGCUUGUCUGUGUAGAUUUGUUCCCGUGCUGUAGCAGGGAGUUUCUUGAGCAGCGUAGUUUCUUUUGGUACUCCUCAGUGGGAUCGGAGGACAGUGGCCUGUAGAAUGUGGUGUUGGAAGGUUUCCUGGCAGCCUCCUGUUCAUAAUCCAACCUGUUCAUGAUGACUACAGCACCUCCUUUGUCAGCCCCUUUGAUUAGAAUGUCAGGGGUGUUCCUGAGGCCGUGGAUGGCGUUGUGUUCUGUAUGGCUGAGGUUAUGGGGUGUGCGGACAAUUUCUCAGGCCUAAACUUGAUCUAUAGAGAGGAAAGCUUAUUAUAUGGAAAUGCUGUAAUGCAAGAAACCUACAGGCCUGUGUCCUGUAUGACUUAGGCCAGCAUAGUAAAGUGCAGUAGGCCUGUGUCUGUUGACACAGAUAAUCAGUUAAGCCACUUUGGGUAUGUGGGAAGGGGCUGGAAGGGGGGCUGAGGGGGCCCAAGCAGUGUCCGAAAGAUCCCCAACUGUAUGUUAUUGCACCAGCCAGCUCUGUAAAAACCCCCAGCUGCAAUAUUGUGCUUGGUAACUGCAGAUUUCGUUCACGCUGAUAAACAACUUUGCUGUACUAAUAUGGAGUUGUUUUCCUAUAUUCCUUAUAAGGCAUUAUUAAUGAGGCUUGAGUGUUUUUGUUGUUUAUUGAUUUUAUGUACGAUAUGGGGAGUGGGUUAAUUUUUUAUGUUUUUGUUUUUAAAGACUGUUGGUGUGCCAAUUGUAAUACCAGUUUUUUUAAUUGAAGGAUUUGGCCAAUGAAAUUCUUUUUUGUUUUACUUAAGCAAAUGUAUUAGACUUUAGUAUAUUAUAUUUUUUUGAUAUUAAACACUUUGUACUUUAAGUUGAAUAAAACAAACAUUUGCCUUUUGAUUUAACUUUUUUAUUUGAUUUUGAAGUAGACUGUUUUAUGAAAAUAUUACACAUAACGAUUUUGGCCCAGCCAACGAGAGGAGGGCUUGCAGAGAGAGCCAAUGGAAAGAAGACUUGAUGGAGCAGCCAAUAAGGGCCAGUGAGAGCCAUAUAAAAAGGACUGUUCAGGAGAGCAGGGAGCAGUCUCUUUCUCCAGCCUGAGGGAAAAGGACUAGCUGUCUAUAAAGGGAAGUGUGAGGGGAAGAGCAGUGCGGGGUGGGGUCAGGAGAGCAAGUGGAGCUCCAGCCUGACUGCCCGCCAGACUGAAGCCCCGAUAGGGGGCAGGGAAGGUGCUGGGGCUAUGGGGAAGUGGCCCAGGGAUAAAGAGGUAAGCACCAGAACUUGGAGGAGAGGCAGUAAGUGCUGGUCCUAGAGGGUCCUGGGGGUGGAGCCCAGAAAAGCAAGUGGGUCUGUCCCACUUGCUGCAAAAGAGUGGCCCAUCCAAGAACUGCAGUUUGCCCCUGAGGGAAGGGCUACACUAGGGGCUGCAGUCUGUCACCACAGCAAGAAGCUGGGAGCAAGGACAAAGGUUAUGUCCCCUGUAUGACGUCAUCUGAUUAAAAUAUGAACAUAUAGAUCAUUUUUGCAACCACUGUUCUAUGUUUGCAACAAACCUGUGCAAAAGUGGUCUCGUGAGGUGCCUAGGGAAACGAUAUCAAUACCUGGGUAUGAUUAUGCUAUUGGUAUGCAUGUGUUAUUUUUGUAUUUGAAAUUAUGAGUAUUGGCUACAUGUAUUUCUAUGAGUUUAAUUCUGAAUAGCACCAGUGAAGCAGUUGGCCAGCAUAUUGUGAAGGGACUAUUCAAAUUGAGUGGCCCAUCAAGAAGUACAUGGCUGACAAUGGGCCUUUGGAGACCCCAAUCCACAUCUGAUGAGCCUUAGAAUCAUAGAAUCCCAGGGUUGGAAGGGACCUCAGGAGGUCAUCUAGUCCAACCCCCUGCUCAAAGUAGAACCAAUCCACAAUUUUUGCCCCAGAUCCCAAAUGGCCCCUCAAGGAUUGAACUCACAACCCUGGGUUUAGCAGGCCAAUGCACAAACCACUGAGCUGUCCCUUCCCAGCCUUCCUGGGAACAUUUAAACUCGCCUGUGGGCAAUGGCUUCUACCUGUAAAGAACUGAGUCAUGCAUGGAUGGGUGAUUUGCCCAUGUGGUGGCUCAUGUGACUGGACACCAUCUUGUUACUGUUCUUUUCCACAGUAAGAACAAUGGGAUUCCCUCCACAUGGCAAAAGAAGAUACAAAAGGCCCUGGAAACAUCUCCAUCUUGCCUCUUUCCUCCUCCAGCUUCUCUGCUGCUCAAACCUCUGGACUAUGCACUUAUCCCAAGGGGAGUGUUCCAACCAGGGAACAGAGGUCCUUCUAAUGAUUAGGAAGUAACCAGAAACUUGACUUAAGCCAGCAGUUUAUUCCAUCACUGCUAUAAGCCUGAAUCAAGAGUUUUGUGAUUAUUGUAUGUAUUUGAGUCCUUGGACCAAUUUUAACUCUUACCUUUCUUUUUAUUAAUAAACCUUUAAAUUUUAGAUACUAAAGGAUUAGCAACCGCAUGA
Chelonia mydas (Green sea turtle) is the source of this 7295-nucleotide messenger RNA. RefSeq names its product zinc finger protein 501-like. NCBI's taxonomy places the organism in Eukaryota, Metazoa, Chordata, Testudines, Cheloniidae. The record is from RefSeq and is a predicted model, not a curated record. Gene Ontology annotation, molecular function: DNA-binding transcription factor activity; RNA polymerase II cis-regulatory region sequence-specific DNA binding. The coding region runs from base 537 to 2321 and encodes 594 amino acids. Gene Ontology annotation, biological process: regulation of transcription by RNA polymerase II. The transcript is spliced from 4 exons.